Messenger RNA from Trichechus manatus latirostris (Florida manatee), 2045 nucleotides. It is a transcript of the gene NUBP2, whose product is annotated as NUBP iron-sulfur cluster assembly factor 2, cytosolic. Bases 408 to 1556 code for a protein of 382 amino acids. The transcript is spliced from 6 exons. Gene Ontology annotation, biological process: iron-sulfur cluster assembly. Gene Ontology annotation, molecular function: ATP-dependent FeS chaperone activity; 4 iron, 4 sulfur cluster binding; ATP binding. The record is from RefSeq and is a predicted model, not a curated record. NCBI's taxonomy places the organism in Eukaryota, Metazoa, Chordata, Mammalia, Sirenia, Trichechidae. Gene Ontology annotation, cellular component: cytosol.
CGGAAGCGGCCUGGGCUAGCGCGGGCCCCGAUGUGUGGCGCGACCGGGGUGCCGGUCACAUGGCGCGGGGCGGAAAUGGAGGCGCUGGGACCGCCCCCGGCUUGGAGCCCAGAGCUGCCGCCGGGCCGUGGCGGGGCGCCCGCAGCAAGGGGGGUGUGCGUGGCCCGUGACCAUCUCUUUGGGCACGAAAGGGAAGAAAGCCAGGAAGCCCAAGAAAUGAGAGGCCCUGACAGGCGACGGUCUAGCCUGGGAACCUGUCCGGCGUCCGGCACAUCAUCCUUGUGCUCUCGGGCAAAGGGGGUGUUGGGAAGAGCACCAUCUCCACCGAGUUGGCCCUGGCCUUGCGCCACGCCGGCAAGAAGGUGGGCAUCCUGGACGUGGACCUGUGUGGGCCCAGCGUGCCACGCAUGCUGCAGGCACAGGGCUGCGCCGUGCACCAGUGCGACAGCGGCUGGGUGCCUGUGUUUGUGGACCAGGAGCAGAGCGUCGCCCUCAUGUCUGUGGGCUUCCUGCUGGAGACGCCCGAUGAAGCCGUGGUGUGGAGGGGCCCCAAGAAAAACGGUAACAAGACUCAAGUCCUCAGCGGUCCCAUGCGAGCUGUCACAAGGAGUUGGCACCAUCCAGGCAGCACCGGGCGGGCUUGUGAGAAGUUGCGGGAUGAGGCGGGCAGCACAGUCCUGGGGCUUGAAGGCCAUUGCUCCCGAGUCACAGGUCUACAAGGGUGGGGCCCACAUUGGGGCUUCUGCUGGACCAUCAGACCCAGAGCACCUGCUGGUGUCAGAAGCCAGCCUCGGGCCAGUGAGCCAUCACGCUCCCCACGGGGUCUGCUCCCUGGGCUGGGAUGCUCGGGGCUGUCCCUUGUCUGGUACAGACAUCAGCUGAUGGCCCCUGGGUGGGGUGGAGGGAGGAACAGUGUGCUGGGGAACUGUGCGUGUGUUUGUCCUCCUGGCAGCGGCCUCGCCCUCUGGGGACCAGGCCAGGCAGGAGCGCUGUCCGCACUGGAGGCUGCAGGAGGCGGGGGCUUCUCGGGGCUCCCUCACCAGCCCCCGGGGUUCUGGGCCGUCUCCGCAGCGCUCAUAAAGCAGUUUGUGUCGGACGUGGCCUGGGGGGAGCUGGACUUCCUGGUGGUAGACACGCCCCCGGGUACCUCUGACGAGCACCUCUCGGCUGUGGAGGCCCUGCGUCCCUACCGGCCCCUGGGCACUGUUCUGGUUACCACGCCCCAGGCGGUGUCUGUGGGGGAUGUGCGGAGGGAACUGACCUUCUGCAGGAAGAUGGGGCUGCGGGUGAUCGGCAUCGUGGAGAACAUGAGUGGUUUUGUCUGCCCGCACUGCGCGGAGUGUACCAACCUCUUCUCCACGGGAGGCGGGGAGGAGCUGGCCAGGCACGCCGGGGUCCCCUUUCUAGGCUCCGUGCCCCUGGACCCCCAGCUCGCAAGGAGCCUGGAGGAGGGCCGUGACUUCAUCCAGGAGUUCCCUAAGAGCCCGGCCUUCCCUGCGCUCGCCUCCAUUGCCCGGAAGAUCCUGGACCGGGCCCAGGCACGGGGCCCUGACUGAGGCGCCCUGACCAAGGCAUCCUGCUGGCCUCCUGUCUCCUCGGCUCUCCCAUGCUGUGGGGCGCGGGCACGGGCGGCCUGGAGAGGUGCUGGACCUACGGAAGCUAUAGCAGCGGCACCUGUGUCUCCACCCCACCCCACCCCCGGUCUGCGCCCAGAGCCCUUUCCCAUGUCUCAGCAGCAUGGGCAGGGCCCCGGUAACGCGCCUCGAGAGAUGGCACCGCGUCCAGGCCGCGCGGGGAGGUGCCAUGCUCCCAGAGGGACCAGCUUCUCCUGACGCCUGUGCCCCACGCAGCGCAGAGCACGGGCGUGGAGCUGCUCCGUUGUCCUUGCUGACCCCAGCCUGCCACGUUGGGGGUGGGCUGCCAGGCCUGGAGACACCCUGCACUGUGAGAAGCCUCCAUUAAACAGACGCCCGUGUCUAUGCGUGUGGUGUCUCCACCUUCCUUUCUGACCUUCUCUAUUGUGUCUCUGUGUCUGCUUCGGUGGG